Molecule: messenger RNA, 2688 nt
Organism: Adineta steineri
Lineage: Eukaryota; Metazoa; Rotifera; Eurotatoria; Adinetida; Adinetidae
Source: the annotation of a GenBank genome assembly
AUGGGUGCCCAACAAUCGAAAAAAAACGUUUCUUCCAAAACAAGUUCAGGAACGACCAACAUCACUAUCACAACAACAGUACCAUCAACACGUCAGCGCAUAGCUCAAAAUUACCUGUUGGUUUGGGCUGAUGCCAAUAUCGAUUUAACCAACAAGGACUGUCAAAAUACGUUGACGCAGCUCCGAACUGUUGUCAACGACGUCAUCAUGUUUAAUCAAUCAGAUGCAUGUAUUCAAUUUCUCGACCAAACGAAUGAUGAACAAGCUUUUGUUAUAACGUCGGGAUCACUUGGUCAACAUUUAGUUCAUGAAAUCCAUGGCAUGUCAACAUUAGAUGCCAUUUACAUAUUUUGUGACAAAGUAUCCUAUCACAAACAAUGGAUCAAGAAUUGGAAAAAGAUCAAGGGUGUUCAUAACGAUAUCAAGGACAUCUGUGACGCUUUAAAGGGAGAUAUAAAACAAGUCAAUCAGGAUUCAAUUCCUAUAAGUUUUGUUACAACGACUGAGGCGGUGUCCAGUGAAAAUUUGAAUCAACUGGAACCAAAUUAUAUGUACACACAAAUAUUCAAGGAUAUUCUCCUUGAAAUGGAACAUGAUCAUGAACAAGCUAUCAAGAUCUUAGCUGUGCAUUGUUGCCAAUUUUAUUCUGACAACAUGACAGAAUUAAAUAUUAUUGAUGAAUUCAAACGUGAUUAUCGUCGAGAACAAGCAAUCUGGUGGUAUACACGUGAGUGUUUUACGUAUCAAAUGCUCAAUCGAGCACUUCGAACAUUAGAUGCCGAUACAAUUAUUAAUAUGGGAUUUUUUAUUCGCGAUCUUCACCAACAAAUUCAUCAACUGCAUGAACAACAACUCCCAGAUUAUCAUGGUAAGCCUUUUCUAGUUUACCGAGGACAAGGUUUGUUGACACAUGAUUUCGACAAACUCAAAAAAACAACAGGUAGUCUCAUGUCUUUUAACAAUUUUUUAUCCACAAGUACGAAACGAGAUAUUUCCUUCCGGUUCGCCAAGGGUGCCUUGAGAAAUACAGAUAUGGUGGGAAUACUUUUUAUAAUGACUAUUGAUCCUCGUGUCUCAUCAACACCAUUCGCUUCUAUUAAGAAGGUUAGUUAUUAUAAGACAGAAAAAGAAAUUCUGUUCAGCAUGCAUACCGUGUUCCGAGUUGGUGCAAUCAAACAAUUAGACAACAAUGAUCCACUUUAUGAAGUUGAACUUCAACUGACUACUGACGAUGAUGAACAACUUCGACAACUAACUAAAUGUAUAAGCGAAGAGGUUGUGGGUGUCACAGGAUGGCAUCGAUUAGGUAAACUAUUACUCCAAACAGGUCAUUUUAAUAAGGCUGAAGAACUAUAUAAAGUACUACUUCAACAGUCAUCGAGCGAGAGUGGUAAAGCGCUUUAUUAUAGCUCUCUUGGAUAUGUCAAACAUUGUCAAGGUAAUUAUGAACAGGCAAUGGAGUAUUACGAAAAAACGCGUGAAAUCCUUGAAAAACCUCUUCCUGCGUUGGGUACUUCAUACAACAACAUUGGUGAGACGCAUAGACAAAUGGGAGAGUACUCGAAAGCACUUUCAUUUUUCGAAAAAGCACUUGGAAUCUAUGAAAAAACUCUUUUUGCAAAUCAUCCUUCGUUACCUAAUUCUUACAACAACAUUGGUUUAAUGUAUUACAACAUGGGAGAAUACUCAAAAGCACUUUCAUUUUACGAAAAAUCGCUUGAAAUCUAUGAAAAAACUCUUCCUGCAAAUCAUCGUGAUUUAGCUCUGUCCUAUAACAACAUUGGUGGUGUGUAUAGUGACAUGGGAGACUACUCGACAGCACUUUCAUUUCACGAGAAAUCUCUUGGAAUCUAUGAAAAAACUCUUCCUGCAAAUCAUCCUUCGUUGGCUUUGUCCUAUAACAACAUUGGUUUGAUGUAUUAUAAGAUAGGAGACUACUUGACAGCACUUUCAUUUUUCGAAAAAGCACUUGGAAUCUAUGAAAAAACUCUUCCUGCAAGUCAUCCUUCGUUGGCUUUGUCCUACAACAACAUUGGUGGUGUGUAUGCUAACAUGGGAGAGUACUCAAAAGCACGUUCAUUUCACGAGAAAUCUCUUGGAAUCUAUGAAAAAAACCUUCCUGCAAAUCAUCCUGACUUGGCUAUGUCCUAUAACAACACUGGUCUGAUGUAUUAUAACAUGGGAGAAUACUCAAAAGCACUUUCAUUUUUCGAAAAAUCGCUUGGAAUCUAUGAAAAAGCUCUUCCUGCAAAUCAUCCUUCGUUGGCUUUGUCCUACAACAACAUUGGUGGUGCGUAUAAUGGCAUGAGAGAAUACUCAAAAGCACUUUCAUUUUACGAAAAAUCGCUUGGAAUCUAUGAAAAAACUCUUCCCGCAAAUCAUCCUGACUUGGUGAUACCCUAUAACAACAUUGGUGAGGCGCAUAGAGAAAUGGGAGAGUACUCGAAAGCACUAUUAUUUUAUGAAAAAGCACUUGGAAUCUAUGAAAAAACUCUUUCUGCAAAUCAUGCUUCGUUGGCUAUGUCCUACAACAACAUUGGUACUAUGUAUGAUAAAAUAGGAGAGUACUCAAAAGCAAUUUCAUUUUAUGAACAUGCUUUGAACAUUCUCAACAAUGCAUUACCACCAAAUCAUCCUCAUAUUAAAACUACGAAAGACAGUAUUGAAAUCGUAAAAAAGAAAUUAUAA